Messenger RNA from Echinops telfairi (small Madagascar hedgehog), 2860 nucleotides. RefSeq names its product protein phosphatase, Mg2+/Mn2+ dependent 1D (gene PPM1D). Gene Ontology annotation, molecular function: protein serine/threonine phosphatase activity; mitogen-activated protein kinase binding; cation binding. Bases 130 to 1956 code for a protein of 608 amino acids. NCBI's taxonomy places the organism in Eukaryota, Metazoa, Chordata, Mammalia, Afrosoricida, Tenrecidae. Gene Ontology annotation, cellular component: cytosol; nucleus. Gene Ontology annotation, biological process: protein dephosphorylation. The record is from RefSeq and is a predicted model, not a curated record. The transcript has 6 exons.
CCGCCCCCGCUCCCCUUUCGGCGUCGUCGAAGAGAAACAAUAGUUCGCCGGCCGGCGCCGAGAGGGUCUCCCGCCGCAGGAUUCGGCGGGCAGCGAGGAACCGGCGGGAUUCCGGCCGGCCGGCCGGCCAUGGCGGGGUUGUACUCGCUGGGAGUGAGCGUCUUCUCGGACCAGGGCGGGAGGAAGUACAUGGAGGACGUUACUCACAUCGUCGUGGAGCCCGAGUCGACGGCCGACGAGAAGUCCUCGCUGAGGCGACCGCCUUCUCAGCCGCCGCCGCCGCCGCAGCCAUCACCACCGGCGUCCGCUCUCCCCGGCAGCGAAGUCUCGGCCAGAGGCCCGGCGGGGGCCGCCCCAGAAGCCCGGAAUUCGCCCGCGGACCCCGGGCCCUCGGCGGCUCCUAGCCGCUGCUGCCGCCGCCGGUCCUCAGUGGCAUUUUUUGCCGUGUGCGACGGGCACGGCGGGCGGGAGGCGGCACAGUUUGCCCGGGAGCACUUGUGGGCUUUCAUCAAGAAACAGAAGGGCUUCACCUCAUCCGAGCCGGCCAAGGUGUGCGCUGCCAUCCGCAAGGGCUUCCUCGCCUGUCACCUAGCCAUGUGGAAGAAGCUGGCAGAAUGGCCCAAGACUAUGACAGGUCUUCCCAGCACAUCUGGGACAACUGCCAGUGUAGUCAUCAUACGAGGCAUGAAGAUGUAUGUAGCUCAUGUGGGUGACUCAGGUGUGGUUCUUGGAGUGCAGGAUGACCCAAAGGAUGAUUUUGUUAGAGCUGUGGAGGUGACACAAGACCACAAGCCAGAACUUCCCAAGGAAAGAGAACGAAUCGAAGGACUUGGUGGAAGUGUGAUGAACAAGUCUGGAGUGAAUCGUGUAGUUUGGAAACGACCUCGACUCACUCACAAUGGGCCUGUACGAAGGAGCACAGUAAUUGACCAAAUCCCUUUUUUGGCAGUAGCAAGAGCACUUGGUGAUUUGUGGAGCUAUGAUUUCUUCAGUGGUGAGUUUGUUGUGUCUCCUGAACCAGAUACUAGUGUCCACAAUCUUGACCCACAGAAGCACAAGUAUAUUAUUUUGGGUAGUGAUGGACUUUGGAAUAUGAUCCCACCUCAAGAUGCCAUCUCAAUGUGCCAGGACCAAGAGGAGAAAAAAUGCUUGAUGGGUGAGUACGGACAAUCUUGUGCCAAAAUGCUUGUGAAUCGAGCACUAGGCCGCUGGAGACAACGUAUGCUCCGAGCAGAUAAUACUAGUGCUAUAGUAAUCUGCAUCUCUCCAGAAGUAGACCUCCAGGGCAGCUUCAACAGUGAAGAUGAGCUCUAUCUCAACCUUACUGAUAGUCCAUCCUAUAAUAGUCAAGAAACCUGUGUGAUGACUCCUUCCCCUUGUUCUACACCACCAGUGAAGUCCGUGGAAGAGGACCUGUGGCCAAGGCUGAACUCUAAGGACCAUAUACCUGCCCUUGUUCGUAGUAAUGCCUUCUCAGAGAAUUAUCCAGAGAUCCCAGCUGAGAUAGCACGAGGGAAUGUCCAGGCUCUGGUCCUACCCUCAAAAGAUCCAGAACCACUUGAAGAAAAUUGCAUGAAAGCCCUUACUUUAAGGAUACAUGAUUCUUUAAAUAAUAGUGUGUCAGUUGGCCUAGUGCCUACCAAUUCAACAAACACCACCAUAGACCAAAAAAACCUAAAGAUGUCAACUCCUGGUCAAAUGAAAGCCCAAGAAGUGGAAAGAACCCCGCCAGCAAAUUUCAAGAGGACAUUGGAAGAAUCCAACUCUAGCCCCCUUAUGAAGAAGCACAGACGGAAUGGCCUGAGUCGAAGUAGUGUUGCUCCACCUGCAAACCUUCCCACAACCUCACAGCGGAAGAACUCUGUCAAACUUAACAUGCGUCGCAGACCAAGGGGCCAGAAGAAAAUUGGAAAUCCCUUACUACAUCAGCACAGGAAAACGGUGUGUGUCUGCUGAAAUGUAUCUGGGAAAUGGGCUUCCCCGCAAAUUUAGGAUGUAAGAGGGCGUUUUGACAUUGGUGCAAAAGUUGAACUUUUUUAAGUGGAAAAAAUAAAAGUACAUAAUUUCACUUUUUGGAAUUCAACCGUUUUCUUAGCCUUGUACUUGUAUUAUAUAUGUGAAUUUUGUAGCUGUUAGGAUAUAAGUUGCUGUAAAAUGUGUGUAAAUUUGUAUCCUUACAGAAACCUAGUCUCUUACUCUGAUACACAGUAAUUGUGCUAACAAGGCUAAAUAUUUUAAGAAAAUCUAAAGAGUACUAGAUUUUAGAUACAUGUUUAAACUUAUAAAAAUGCUUAUUAAAAGUUUGUAUACACCACUUGUGAUGAGCUCUAGUCAACUUUUUAAACUAAAUUAUUAAGCAAACUGGAAAAGUGAUGUAUUUUCAUAGUGACCUGUGUGUUUCACUUAAUGUUUCUUAGAGUACUAGUGUCUUGUAAAAAAUAUUUUUAUUCCUAAUUUCAUAAUUCAGAACAUUUUCAUAGAAGGCGAAGUGUUGAGCCAUGCUAACGUAGCUGAAUGUUAGUAUUAAAAUUCUAUGCAGUAUCUAUUUCAGUGGCAUUUUUCUAAAACAGUAAUCACAUAAAAUCAUCAAAUCCCUAUUUUUCAGUAAAAGGUGUAUUUGCCUUUAGAAAAAAAAAUCCCUGCUCAAGUCAUCCCAGACAUUAAGUGGCAUUAUUAGGUCAUAAAGUAGUUACCCCAUCUAGUGUUUGGCAUGAAAUAUGUGAAGUUUUUCUUGCUAUUUCAUUAACGGAUGGUGCUGCUAAUUCCCAAUGUUUCUUAAAUUAUUUUAUAUCGUACAGUUUUAUUGAUUAUAUGGGUAUAUGUUUGUUCAUCUAAUAAAUCAGUGAACUGUUCUGAUGUU